Messenger RNA from Rodentolepis nana, 417 nucleotides. NCBI's taxonomy places the organism in Eukaryota, Metazoa, Platyhelminthes, Cestoda, Cyclophyllidea, Hymenolepididae. The record is from the annotation of a GenBank genome assembly.
AUGAGUCGCUCGACACAAUUCUUCGAAAUGUGCUUCUAUGAGGGGUCGCAUGUAUCAUACAAACAACUCCUCCAUUUCGUCCUAGUAGGUUCUCAUCUUCAGAGUCGAGGGUCGGGGGAUUCCAUGCCUCCCGAGAAGGGAAUGGAAUGGCUAAAGCAUUGGCUAGGUUUGGCUAAUGCCAAGGAUGCUAGAAACAUGGUUCCCCUCUUGAGGGAGUUCCACGAUGUCGCCUCUCUAUUCAAGGUGGGUGCUGGAAAAUGGCCCCUAAAUGGGACGGGAAGUCAUUUUCACUAUUCAGAAAAUUUCCCUGAGUAUAAUGCGCAAGUCAAAUCUCUCAAAAUGAUAAGACCGAAAACUCUCUCUCUCUAUCUCAUUGUUCGGGUGAACAAUGAAAUCAAAAUUAAACGAGAGCUGUGA